AUGUUUCGUAAAACCAAGAAGAUGGAGCGAAACAAGUAUGACGACCAGAUUCUCAAGGCCGUUCUAGAGAGUGAUGCCAAAGCGCUUCGAACCUUGGUUGAGAAGAAGCGCUUUUCGUCCUUGAUCGCCGCUGAUAAUGAUGGCCGCGUACCAAUCUACGAGGCAUGCCGUCUGGGUUUCACGGAGUGUGCCGAAAUCAUCCUGGAGGCUGAGUCGGAAGCGCACAUUCCUGAUGAGGAGGGCCGUAAUCCUCUUCACAUGGCCUCUCUCAACGGGCACGUGGAGUGUGUCAAGCUCCUCUGCUCUAAAAGCAACAUCGCCGUAGAUACGCCUGAUUUGCGCGGUCAAACAGCAGCCAUGCACGCGGCCAUUGCCGGACACACGGACGUGCUCACCUUCCUUCUCAUGCGAGGUGCCGACCCCGAGGUCACGGAUCAUGAUGGAAAUACUUGCCUGCUUCUGGCCAUCCGCGCCAACCAGCGCGAGACAGCCAUUUGCCUGCUGAAUCACUCCAUUAACGUCAACGCUCAGAACCGCCAGCAAAAGUCGGCUUUGAUGUUCGCUUGCGAGCUGGGCCUGCACGAGCUGGUCACCAUGCUCCUGCAACGCGGCUCUCAAGUCGACCUUCGGGAUACCGGAGGCCGAAGCGCCUACAGCUAUGCCAAACUUAACAAUCACGCGCGCUGUCUGGAACUUCUGCCCGAGGAUGCCGACCAAGGCAGCGCGGACAGCAGCCGACCUGCCUCGACCACCGACCUGCAAUCGUCCACCAAGUAUCCUCCACCGUCCCGCGCCACCAACCCUCAGCUCAAUGCGCUUCGCGAACAAGUGGAGGAGUUGACUGAGAAGUUGAAGCAAGAGCAGGAGGCCCAUGCCUCGGUGAUCGCGGAGAAAGACCACUUGCAAGCCGAGCUGUCCGCUUAUUUCCCAGCUGCAGGCGCCGGGUCCGCGGCGGAUGGCGGUUCGUCUGCUGCCACACCCUCUUGCUUUGCCAUGUGUGCAAACUCGACUGACAAUGAUCUUCUUGGGUCGAUAGACGAGGAUGGUACCGAUGCUGAACAGAGCACGCAGGCACUCAAGGCUCAGCUCGGGGCCAUGGCCAAGGCUAAGAACGAAGCUGAUGCUGAGGUGGAGCGCCUGCAGCAGCGGGUCCGCGAGUUGGAAAGCAGCCAAAAGAGCGGUGGUUUUAGCGCUCCUUUUGGGGAUGACGACGGCGGUGGUUCUAUUCCGCUUGUGGUUUUCAAUCAAAUCAAGGAGAGCCAGGAGCGGCGAAUCCGCGAGUUGGAGGCACAAGUUCAAGGCAAGGGGGACGCCGUGCCGACCAAUGGCACAAUCAAGGCCGGCGAUGUGCAGCUCACCGCUCUUGUUGAACUUUAUCGCUCAGCGCUCGUGCAAGCCGUUCAGCUGGCCGAGUACAUCAAGGCCAACCAGUCACAAGUCGUGUUUACGGAAAACGCCUCGGCCGCCAUCAAUGCAGUUUUGCGCAGUUUGGCACACAGCGUAAAUGACACCUUUUUGGUGCUUUCGUGCGCCUAUGCCAUGGUGAGCAACACCUUGACUUGGCUGGCAAGUCAGAAGCGCGCCAGCGUUCUUGUUGUGGAGGUGGAAUUUCCCUUGGCCAGCGAGGAUGAUGUGGUCACGCUGGUCGAGCAGGCCCUCAUUAAGCACCGUGCCAGUCAUCCCAACGCCACCGUGCGCUUGGCACUCUUCUCCCACAUCGUGAGCAUUCCCCCGCUGCGCUUUCCCAUUGCCAAGCUGGCUGCAGCAAGCAAAGCCCAUGGCGUGCAGCAGGUCAUGGUGGACGGUGCUCAUGCGCUCGGCCAGAUCGAACUGGACAUGGGCAAGCUUGCCGCAAGUGGGGUCGACUACUAUGCAGGCAAUGGUCACAAGUGGUUAUACAGUCCCAAGGGCACGGCUUUUCUGUGGGUGCGUGAGGGACUGGAGGCAGACGUGACGCCGACCGUCGUGUCAUCCGAAUGGGCGGCGCACGACUACGCUCGUGACUUUUUGUAUACAGGCACCCGCGACUACACGGCUUUCACCUCGAUCAAGGCAGCCUUUGACUUUCGCUCAGCUAUCGGCGGUGACGUCGCCAUCCGCACUUAUAUGCGUCAGGUGGCGCAAGAGGCUGGCCAUUACUUGAGCAAAUUGUGGGGCACGCGCUUGGCCGGUCCGUUGAAUCUGACCGAUGCCAUGGUGGCCGUGGAGCUGCCGGAGGCCAUCUGGCCCUUGGCUUCGACCCUCAUGACAGACAUUGCUCAAGACUACAACAUUCAGAUUGUGGCCUUCCAAAUGCCCACGAGCUUGCCCAAGACGUCAGACCGGCCCUGGUGGAUGCGGUUGUCAGCUCAGGUCUAUGUCGAGCUGGAUGAUAUGAAGCGUGUUGGCGAGAUCAUCCUCAAUCUGGCCCAACAACGUAAAGCCAUUGAUCCCUGA
Molecule: messenger RNA, 2436 nt
Organism: Monosiga brevicollis MX1
Lineage: Eukaryota; Choanoflagellata; Craspedida; Salpingoecidae
Exons: 12
Coding region: 1-2436 (811 amino acids)
Molecular function (GO): protein binding
Source: RefSeq, a predicted model, not a curated record